This is a messenger RNA of Cyprinus carpio (common carp), 1887 nucleotides long. Its product is annotated as ribonuclease T2-like. The record is from RefSeq and is a predicted model, not a curated record. Gene Ontology annotation, molecular function: ribonuclease T2 activity; RNA binding. Gene Ontology annotation, cellular component: extracellular region. Gene Ontology annotation, biological process: RNA catabolic process. NCBI's taxonomy places the organism in Eukaryota, Metazoa, Chordata, Actinopteri, Cypriniformes, Cyprinidae.
CCAGUCUCUGAAGUGACUCGACCGCACAGAGUUUCGGAAAGACAGUGGCUGGGCAGUCCUAGCUUAAAAAUUACACCAGACUGAAUAAAACCUUUCAAACCAGUCUCUCUGUUACUAAGAGGACAUAAAAACUGCAUGUAAAUUGAACGGGCAUAUCAGACUAAACCAGAUGAACGGACUUGCACCAUCUGGAAAAAUGAGAUUCAUUGCAGUUGCUGUCAUUCUUUGUGCUGGAUAUUUCUGUCCAACAGCCUUUGCUCAUCCUCGGGAAGAAUGGACAGAACUCAUCCUAACUCGACAAUGGCCACAGACAUUUUGCAGUAUGGAACAAUGCACAACAAAUUUAAGCUAUUGGACUCUGCAUGGAUUAUGGCCCAACGCUGGCAUGAGCUGCAAUACAUCCUGGCAUUUUAAUGCCAGUUUGAUUGAGGACUUAAUUCCAGAAAUGGAAAAAUACUGGCCAAAUCUGCUAGCAUCUUCUUCCACAAAAUUUUGGCAACAUGAAUGGAUAAAGCAUGGAACCUGUGCUGCAAAAGCUGAUUCUCUAAACAGUCAGCACAAAUACUUCAGCAAAGCUCUCGAGCUGAACCUCAAGUAUGACCUUAAUAGUGUUUUAAAGAACAACAAAAUCGUCCCCUCUGAGGAGUACUACACACUGGAUCAGGUGGAGACAGCCAUUACCAGCUUUUUUGGAGUGAAGCCUAAGAUUCAGUGCGUCCAUCCAGGAAAGGGAGGCCAGGUUCAGACUUUGGGCCAAAUAGAGAUCUGCGUUGACAGGGAUUUCCAGCUGAUCGAUUGCGAAAAGUCAACCAAAGAAAUCUGGAGCAAUGUCAUCCCCCCAGUGCUUGUCAGUGGCCAGUCAGAGCUCAGUGUGUGUGAUCACUCCGUGCCGGUCUAUUACCCUCCAGUGCCCAGCAGAUCAUAGAGCUGGGCAACCCCAGACCUCGUGUGGGAGUGUGAAAUCACGGAGCAAGAGAAGACGAGAAUUCAUUCUGUAUUUGAAACACUGGAAACAGUGUUGAAAUCUUUCCUGAUUACACUAUCUUUAAGCAAUUGCACAUUAAAUUCCUUUGUUGUUUUAAAUGUUGAUGCUGGAACAAUCUAGUGAAGAUUUAAGGGUGUCACAGACUGCUGUAUUCUAAGGUUACUGGGGUCACUUCUUAUUAGUUUUGUAGGUUUUACAGUGUAUGUUUUGGCAAAAAAAGACAUGUCCAGAUUACAUUUACCACAAAAUUUCAAGAAUUAAAUUAUAAAUGAAGCAUGUUAGUUGAAUUUUUUUAUGUUACUUUUAUGACAAUUCACAUUAUUCUAAAUUACUCUCUUUUAAUAAUACAGUAUUUUUAUUAAAGUAAAAACUUUUUUUUUUUUAAUAAGUGUAAAUUACAAGCAAUGCAACAAAUACUACAGUGCCAUAUAAAUUCAUGACAAUGUACAUAAUAUAGCACUAUUAUGUUCGCAAAUCAGAAAGAGAUUUUUUAUUUAUUUUUUUUGUAGGCUAAUGUGCUCAAUUUCCAUGAAAGUAAAUACUGAUCCUAAAAGAAAGUUACAUUUUCUCUGCUUUAUAUAUUUCUUUUGAUUUUAAUAUGAAAUAUGACCCAAGCAUGUUUUCGACCCAUUUUCUGAUAUUCACUCUUUUUUUUUUAUAACAGACCCAGAUUAGCUGUAGUAUUCUGCCUUCAGUAUAUUUAAUCUGAUAAAAUUGAUUUUAUGUUUGCCAUUCAUCCCUUAAUUUGCAACGUUAAUGUGUUAAAUUUGUGGUUGGUUUGGAGCUUUGGGCCUACUGGCAGCAGAUGCACAUAAUGCACAUUUAAGCUUCUGCCGCUGGAGGGCAGCACAUGCAUUCUGCCAAAAUAAAAUGAAUAAAUAAAGCACAUUGAUGUUUACAGA